CACAACCACCACCACCACUCCCAUCCGCGCCCAUUGCCCCCGACGCCAUUAUACACCUCGCUGCCUCUCUGUCCCCGGACGACUCUGCUUCGCUGCUCUUGUGGCACCUCUGUUGACGGCUGACAUCGAGCGCCCCGCCCAUCACCAAGCGAGCGGUGAAAACAUCAACGCCUUGCCUUUCCGCCUCAGCACCUUCGAACUUCCACCAUCCGUCCGCCCAACAACACCAUCGCGACGCGCCCGCACCUCACAGCCACAGUGCACCGCCCCGCAGUCACAAGUGCUCUACUCCUGCGCUCCGUCAGCAGAACACGCGAACCCGCAGGCCUUGCAGCAGCGUCAUCGUCGCGCCGUCCGGGCCAUCCACACGGCUUCUUAGAGGUGAAGAAACCACCUGCACGCGCUCGCCGGCAUCACAGGAUAUUGGAAGCCGUCUCCAGAGCAGAGUAGAGACCCUGCUGUUCCCGAGCCUUUGCGCUCAUCAUCUCACUUUCGUUCUCUUUGCCACUUGCGCCUUCCUGCCGAGCUUCGAAUACGACUGGCUGAGAGCAGGCUCCGCCUCAACGUUAUCCGCUCCUCUCACACCAACUGCCCACAAUGGCAGAUCAAAACGACGUGGACUUGGACUCCAUCAUCGACCGACUUCUGGAAGUGCGUGGUAGCCGUCCGGGCAAGCAGGUGCAGCUGUUGGAAACCGAAAUCAGAUAUUUGUGCACCAAAGCCCGUGAGAUUUUCAUCUCGCAACCUAUACUGCUCGAGCUGGAAGCGCCCAUAAAGAUUUGCGGUGACAUCCACGGACAAUACUACGAUCUGCUGCGCCUGUUCGAGUACGGCGGCUUCCCCCCAGAGGCCAAUUACCUCUUCCUCGGCGAUUACGUCGAUCGUGGCAAGCAGUCCCUCGAGACCAUCUGCCUGCUCCUCGCAUACAAGAUCAAGUACCCGGAGAACUUUUUCAUCCUGCGCGGCAACCACGAGUGCGCGUCCAUCAACCGCAUCUAUGGCUUCUACGAUGAGUGCAAGAGGCGCUACAACAUCAAGCUGUGGAAGACAUUUACGGAUUGCUUCAAUUGCUUGCCAAUUGCAGCCAUUAUUGACGAGAAAAUCUUCACCAUGCAUGGUGGCCUGAGUCCUGACCUCAACUCGAUGGAGCAGAUUCGCCGGGUCAUGCGUCCAACAGAUAUUCCGGAUUGCGGUCUGCUAUGCGAUCUGCUGUGGUCUGAUCCCGACAAGGACAUCACUGGUUGGUCGGAGAACGAUCGUGGCGUGUCAUUCACCUUCGGACCGGAUGUCGUGUCUCGCUUCUUGCAAAAACACGACAUGGAUCUCAUAUGCCGCGCACAUCAGGUCGUUGAGGAUGGCUACGAAUUCUUUUCGAAGCGCCAGCUGGUGACGCUAUUCUCUGCGCCCAACUACUGUGGCGAGUUCGACAAUGCAGGCGCCAUGAUGAGUGUGGACGAGUCCCUGCUGUGCUCGUUCCAGAUUUUGAAGCCUGCGGAGAAGAAGCAAAACAGGUUUGGCAGACGAUAAGCAAAUCGCCCACGGACGACUUCGGUCCAAGAAUUAGGUGAAUCCGGCUUGCCCAAUAUGCCGAGUCCGGAGAGUUGCUUGCGGGAAUGAAUGGCGACAGCGUGCACGGCAUUACUGAACGAGGCGGAAACACUUUUCACCAGACUAAAGGAGAGGGCAGGAUAAGUUGACAGGCUUCGUACAGAGGCGAUGGGGAGUGGUGAAGUGUACGAUUUGUAUGGGUUAAGAAUGGCCUCGGUGACCGUGGCCAAGUGGAUGAGCCAGGUAUGCCCCGUUCUUGUACGCACUCUGGGAGGAAGUAGCGCAGACAGCACCAGGAUUUCCUGCAAACCGUAUCGAUCAUUCUGGUGUUUUGUCUUUUACGUUUUCUGUGAUUGCGCUCCUCUUAGUCUGAAAUAUCUGGGCUCUAUUCAGACGUACGUACAUGUACCUUUGGAGAUGAAUCCACGGAUGCGAUUUUAAGACCUAGGUAGCUACAGCAGUUGCUGAGCUGAUGUUGAUAAUCUGCUGCCACGCACCCC
This is a messenger RNA of Sphaerulina musiva SO2202, 2048 nucleotides long. RefSeq names its product serine/threonine phosphatase PP1. Gene Ontology annotation, molecular function: protein serine/threonine phosphatase activity. NCBI's taxonomy places the organism in Eukaryota, Fungi, Ascomycota, Dothideomycetes, Mycosphaerellales, Mycosphaerellaceae. The coding region runs from base 598 to 1527 and encodes 309 amino acids. The transcript is spliced from 5 exons. Gene Ontology annotation, cellular component: nucleus; cytoplasm. The record is from RefSeq and is a predicted model, not a curated record.